This is a messenger RNA of Phragmites australis (common reed), 3620 nucleotides long. Its product is annotated as protein FAR1-RELATED SEQUENCE 5-like. Gene Ontology annotation, biological process: regulation of DNA-templated transcription. Bases 339 to 3047 code for a protein of 902 amino acids. The transcript is spliced from 6 exons. Gene Ontology annotation, molecular function: zinc ion binding. Lineage: Eukaryota; Viridiplantae; Streptophyta; Magnoliopsida; Poales; Poaceae. The record is from RefSeq and is a predicted model, not a curated record.
CUUUUUUUCUCAGAGUGAAGAGAGCAUUGCGGACACCAUCGUCCUCUUCGUCGUCGGCGCCCGCGCCGCCGAACCAGCCUACCGCCCCCGCCCCUCCAGAGAGCUCGUCCCCCGUAGUGGUCCUCCUCCUCCUCAUCCUGCUGUCUGCUCUGCUGGUACUGGACUGGCUUUGUCUGGAGAUCUGUUCUGUCGGGGCUUGGAAUUGAUUUCUUUCGUUUGCCCUUCUCUUUCUCCAGCGCGCGCAACAUCGAUCGGCCUCAGUUGACGCCACACGACUUGGCAUCCAACGUGCGGGAGCAGCUUAUCCUCCAAAAAAUCGGGGGCUCAACUGAACCCCAAUGCCGUCCACCCCCGGGGAGAAUGAUCCCCGAGUCACUCCGGGGCCUGUGGCGCCUCCGUUUGUUCAGACUUUCAGGCCUACUCAUGCCGCGGGUGGCGCCGCCGCAGACCCGAGGUUAGCGCAGCAGUCUUGGCCCGGCCAUGUAGUCCUCCUGCGUCCAUGCGCGCCUUGGCUUCCUCAUGCUCCCGUUCCGCUACUGCUGAAUGCUGCAAAUCCGCGGCAGAAUGGGGAUGCGGCGGCAGAUGUAGCUGCGGCUGAUGUUAAUCCUGCCAUUGAUAGCUGUGACGAGAAUAUGUUGCCGAAGGUGAACAUGCUAUUUGAUGGCGAGAAUGAUGCAUAUGAGUUCUACAAUGCCUAUGCAGAGAAGGUGGGUUUCUUUGUCCGGAGAUCAACACUCUGGACGACAUCGAAGAACAUAAUCACCAGGAGGACUUUCGUCUGCUCGAGAGAGGGUUUUCGGGAGAAGAAGAAGGGUGCCAAGGAAGCAAAGUGCCCACGUCCUGAGACAAGAAUCGGGUGCUCAGCAAGCAUGACCAUUAGACUUACCACUAAUGGCAAGUACCGUUUGACAGAGUUUGUACCAAAUCAUAACCAUCAGCUGGCAACAGCAUCUACAAUUCAUAUGCUGAAGGCAAAGAAAAUCAGGCGCAAAGCACGGGCUGUGAGAGAAAAUCUGGUGGACGAUACCGUGAGAACACCAGAAUUCGAGAAUGAAGAUGAGGCUUAUGAAUUUUACAGCAUGUAUGCGGGGAAAAUUGGGUUCAAUGUGCGAAGGGCAAGCAUGACAGUGAAUGCUGAGAAUGUUAUCACCAGAAGAAUGUUUGUUUGCUCGAAAGAAGGGUUUCGUGAGAAGAAAAGAGGGGCGCAAAGAGUAAAGAAGCCUCGUCCGGAGACCCGGACAGGUUGUCCAGCAUGUAUGGUCAUCAGGCUUGCGACUAAUGGAAAAUAUCAUGUCACAGAAUUUGUUACCUUCCACAAUCACCAGCUUGGGGCUGCAGCACCUUCUGAUCUUGUGAUGGCAUCGCAGAGUAUAGAAAAUGAUGAAGAUGGUGGACCUGAUCUGGCAGAUGGAUCACCUGAUGAUUCUAUUCACAAGAAAAAUCUUAUUAAUGAAAAUGCUACUCUAAACUCUCUACAAGGUAGAAGUUGCAAAAGAUACAAGCGUACAAAGACUCUGCACUAUGGUGAUGUUGGUGCUACUCUAGAGUACCUGCAAAAGAUGCAACAUGAUAACCCUUCUUUCUUCUAUGCUGUAAAAUCUGAUGAGGAUAAGAACUUUACGAAUUUUUUCUGGGCAGAUUCAAAGUCUAUCGUGGAUUUUAUCCAUUUUGGUGAUGUAGUUUGUCUUGAUUCAGGAUAUACAUUGCAAGGCUAUGGUAGGCCACUUGCUUUGUUUACAGGUUUGAAUCAUCAUAAGCAAACAGUUAUCUUUGGUGCUGCAUUGCUUUAUGAUGAAAGUAAUGAAGCUUUCAGAUGGUUAUUAGAUACUUUCAAGAUGGCAAUGAAUGGAACCCAUCCCAAGACAUUGUUAACCGAUAGAUCUGCUGAAAUAUGUGAAGCCGUUGCAGCCACAUGGCCUGCUACGUCCCAUCGUUAUUGUGUCUGGCAAGUUUACCAAAAUGCUCUUCAGCAGUUGAGUCAAGCUUUCCACGGUUCAAGAACUUUAGAAUGCAACUUCAAGAGAUGCCUAUUUGAUUGUGAGGACGAGGAUGAAUUUUUGACAGCAUGGAAGGAAAUGUUGGAAAAGUAUGACCUAGAAGAUAAUCAAUGGCUAGCAGAUUUGUUUUCAAUAAAGGAGAAAUGGGCACUGCCAUAUGGCCGUGAGACAUUUUAUGCUGAUAUGAAAAGCGUCCAGCAGAAGGAAAGCUUAUCAAGUGAGCUGAAAAAACAUUUAUCCUUAGAGUAUGACCUUUUGAACUUCUUUGAGCAGUUUGAAAGACUAUUAUGUGAUCGUAGGUCUGCAGAACUGGAGGCUGAUGUGAAUGCUAAUCAGAGCACAAAGAAGCCACCUUCUAUGCGCAUAUUAAGGCAAGCUGCCAAUGUAUACACGCCUGCUGCCUUUAAAAUGUUUGAGAGGGAAUUUGAGUUAUACAUGGAUUGCAUGCUAUACAACUGUGGUGAUGUGGGCACAAUUUCUCAGUAUAGGAUAUGUGUUGAUGACAGUCCAAAAGACCACUUUGUUAAAUUCGAUUCACUCGAUUCCAUGUUGAAUUGUAGCUGUAAAACGUUUGAGUUUAUUGGCAUCCCAUGUCACCAUAUGCUGAAGGUACUUGACACAAGGAAUAUCAAGGACCUUCCUGCUCAGUACAUCUUGAAAAGGUGGAGGAAGGAUGCCAAGUCAGGAUCUUCAAAUGGUGGUUAUGCUUUCUCAUUUGAUGGUGAUCCUGAGUCUGCUCAGACAAAACGUUACACUUCAUUGUGCCGCAUAUUCAGUAUCGCAGCAGCUAGGGCUGCAACCUCUGCAGAAUCAUUUGCAUAUAUGGAAAACCAGUCAAGCAUACUGAUGGAUCAAGUGGAGCAAGCUAUUCAAACCAGGCCACCAGACAUAGCUGCUCUUAUUGGUGCUAAUUGUGAUCGAACUCAAAAUUCAGUUGACAAUAUUGUUGCUGGAGGCAUACACAGUCAUGCUAAUUUUAUUAAUGGCUCUGCUGAUGGUUCUCUAACUUUUCCAUUCACAUUGGGAGCUGGUACAUUGGAUUACCGCUAAUAGGCGUUAGAUGACACACAUGGAUGUUCUACUACUCUUUUGGUGAUUACACACUAAUUUCGGAGCUGCGGAUAAGAUGACCGACACAUCUACAGCACGGUCAUUGGCAGGCCUGAUAUUGUUUCUGCCCUACCCAUCCGCCCGAAGAAAGUUGGCAUUCAUUCCCCUUCGCCAGCAUUAUUUGUAUAUACUAGCUGGGAGGAAUCUUUCACGAGAUGGGAUAAGCAGCCAGCUGCGUUGGUCAUGGUCUGGUUUAACGACCUGGUGUUUGCACAGCUUGUUCCCCGUAAUUUCAGGGUCUCCCUAUGGUGUCAGUUUGAUAAGUUGGUGACUGCUGCUGAGAGCUGCCGAUUACUUAUGAAUGCUGCCGAGUUCUGACUUGAAAUUUUUGAAGUAAAUGGUAAUCGAGCUUGUCGGAGCUGUCACAUUUUUCACCCCUGUACAUGCCGCUUCAGUAGCUUAGUCGUCAUAUACUCACAUUUGUAUAAUGUAUGAAGGAAUUAAUGUUUACAAUAUCUGAAGAUCAAUAGUUUCGCAUUUGUAGUGAAACGGUGAUCAUUUGCUGGUGUACUA